AUGGCGUACGGGCAGAUUGUUCGAAGCCACCCUCCUGAUGAUUGCUUCAUUAUUGUCAACGUUGGAGGUUUCAGGCAAAGGAUGGAGCACAGCGUUCUCAAACGCUUCCCUCACACCCGCUUGGCACGUCUCUUGUGUUGUAGCUCAUUAGAGGCCAUCUUGGAGCUCUGUGAUGACUUUGUUGCCACUGAAAUGGAGUAUUAUUUUGACCGCAAUCCACUUUUCUUCUGCUAUGUCCUCAACUUUUACUUGACGGGCAAAAUGCACCUAGUGGACGGUUUGUGCGUGCUGUCCUUCUGCCAAGAGAUCGAGUAUUGGGGCAUCAAGGAUCGCUAUCUGGAUUUGUGUUGUUGUGAGAAAUUUCAAGAGCUCUUGGAUCAGACUGAGGAGCUGGCCUUGGAUCAGGAGAGUGCUCUUCAUAGCACUGGCUCAUCCAUUGAGAAGCUGCCUGAGGCCGAUUUGUUCGACGGCACCUGGUGCGCGGACGUACGUCGGAGUGUUUGGCUACGCCUUGAGAAUCCAUCGUACUCUGUUUCGGCAAAAGUGAUAGCCGGGACGUCCUUGAGUGUAGUUCUGGUCUCCAUAGUGGCCAUGUGUGUUCACAGCGUGCCAGACUUUCGUCAGGUGGAUCACAACGACAAAGAGGUUGAACAUCCAGGGCUAGCGUUUUUUGAGAACCUUUGCGUCUUCUUUUUUUCCGCCGAAUUUCUCCUCCGUUUGGCAGUUGCACCGUCAGCCAGAAAGUUCCUGCGCAGCCCUCUCAAUGUUAUCGACUUGAUGUCCAUCAUGCCUUUCUAUGUCACCUUGGCUUGGGAUUUAGGCCGAGUGGCUGAAGAUGACAACUCAGAGUUGGAGAACGUGGGCAAAGUGAUGCAGAUCUUGAAGCUUAUGCGGCUAUUCCGCGUCCUCAAACUGGCCCGCCACUCAGCCGGCCUCCGCUCUCUAGGUGCCACGUUGCAGCACAGCGGCCAUGAAGUGGGCCUCCUGGUGAUUUUCUUGUUUGUGGGAAUUUCCACUUUCUCCGCCCUGAUGCAUUUUGUAGAGAGCGAGUCUCUCGAAUCUGAGCUGCGGACAAUCCCCAUCUGCUGGUGGUGGGCCACCAUAAGUAUGACAACAGUGGGCUACGGCGAUACGUUUCCUGUUACUCUUGCUGGGAAGUUAAUAGGAACUCUGUGCAUCUUAUCUGGGCUGCUUAUUGUAGCUUUGCCCAUCACCAACAUCUUUAACAAGUUCUCAAACUUCUACCAGAAACACUGCAAGAUAGACAGCAUUUCAAAUUCAAUCAAUGAUUGA
Nerophis lumbriciformis (worm pipefish) is the source of this 1293-nucleotide messenger RNA. The record is from RefSeq and is a predicted model, not a curated record. Lineage: Eukaryota; Metazoa; Chordata; Actinopteri; Syngnathiformes; Syngnathidae.